AUGCCCACGAUCUUUGGCUCCGUCUUGCUUGUUGCCUUGGCGGCUGGCGCACUUGCUUCCCCUGUCGCCGAGCCUGCCAUCACCGAGGCCCCAAGCUUAGCCAAGAGAGCUACUUCUUGUACCUUCUCCGGCUCUACCGGUGCCUCCAAAGCGAGUGCAUCUCAGAAGUCCUGCUCCACAAUCAUUCUGUCGAGUGUUGCUGUGCCGUCUGGAACGACACUGGAUCUCAGCGACUUGGAAGAUGACACCACGGCAAGUUUUAUCCAGUCACCCGUAAUUUUCGAAGGCGAAACCACCUGGGGGUAUGAGGAGUGGGAUGGCCCACUCCUCCAAAUCUCAGGCAGCUCAAUUACCGUUAAAGGUGCCAGCGGCGCCAAACUCAAUCCCGAUGGAGCGCGGUGGUGGGAUGGUGAAGGGAGCAAUGGGGGGAAGACGAAGCCGAAGUUUUUCUAUGCUCACGAUCUCACCUCGUCGACCAUCACGGACCUCUACAUCGAGAACACCCCAGUUCAGGCAGUUAGCAUCAACGGCUGCGAUGGGCUCACAAUCACGGAUAUGACCAUCAACAACGAGGCGGGUGACGAUGAGGGCGGACACAAUACCGACGGUUUCGAUAUCGGGAGCAGCACGAAUGUGGUUAUCACGGGUGCCACGGUUUAUAACCAGGACGAUUGUGUUGCAGUUAACUCUGGAACUGAUAUCACCUUCAGCGGCGGUGUUUGCUCUGGUGGCCACGGACUAUCUAUUGGUAGCGUUGGUGGUCGGAGCGAUAACACGGUGGAGACGGUUACAUUCAAGGACUCUGAAGUGAAGGACUCGGUCAAUGGUAUCCGCAUCAAGGCUUCCGCCGGCGACAUCGGCGAAAUCACAGGUGUGACCUAUUCCGGAAUCACCCUGUCCUCUAUUUCAAAGUACGGUAUCCUGAUCGAGCAAAACUAUGAUGGCGGGGAUCUCAAGGGAGAUCCUACUAGCGGCAUUCCCAUUACAGACUUGACUGUUGAAAAUAUCUCUGGAGCUGAUGCCGUUGCUUCAAGCGGAUAUGAUGUGGUUAUUGUUUGUGGAUCCGGUGCCUGCUCCAACUGGACUUGGUCGGACGUCGAUGUUACCGGCGGAUCGAAAUACAGUGGCUGCGAGAAUGUUCCCAGCGUUACCAGCUGCUCCUGA
Penicillium canariense is the source of this 1164-nucleotide messenger RNA. RefSeq names its product glycoside hydrolase family 28 protein. Bases 1 to 1164 code for a protein of 387 amino acids. Gene Ontology annotation, biological process: pectin catabolic process. Gene Ontology annotation, molecular function: polygalacturonase activity. Lineage: Eukaryota; Fungi; Ascomycota; Eurotiomycetes; Eurotiales; Aspergillaceae. The record is from RefSeq and is a predicted model, not a curated record. Gene Ontology annotation, cellular component: extracellular region. The transcript is spliced from 5 exons.